AGAUAAUAAUUUGGAAAGAAAAAGUCUGCUUCAUUUCACGGAUGUAUAUUCAAAAGGUGGAAAGCAAAAGGAAAAAAGCUAUCUGUUCUUUAAUCGGGCAACGCGAAGAAACCCAUUUGUGUUUUGCCUUUGGCUUCACGGUUUUCACACUCUCUUCUCGAACUCUCUUCCACAAGGAAGGAAACAAAUCCUCCCUUUACAUUCAGGAAGGGAGUAACAGAAGAGGGUUGUUAUUGAACACAAUCAUGGCUGCAAGUACUAAAGACUCAAGCUCCAGUUCAAGUUCAACAACAGAGGGUGCUCUUGCUACUAAAAUCAAAGGAGUGCCCACACAUGGGGGUCGCUAUGUUCAAUAUAAUGUGUGUGGUAACUUGUUCGAGGUCUCCAGUAAGUACGUCCCUCCCAUUCGCCCCAUCGGCCGUGGUUCUUGUGGCAUUGUUUGUGCUGCUGUGAAUUCAGAGACACGCGAGGAAGUUGCCAUUAAGAAGAUUGGAAAUGCAUUUGACAACAGAAUAGACGCCAAAAGAACAUUGAGAGAUAUUAAGCUUCUUCGCCACAUGGACCAUGAAAAUGUUAUUGCUAUCAGGGACAUUAUACGACCACCAAAAAAGGAGGCUUUCAAUGAUGUGUAUAUUGUUUAUGAAUUAAUGGACACUGAUCUUCAUCACUUUAUUCAUUCAGAUCAACCGCUGACUUAUGAUCACUGUCAGUAUUUAUUGUAUCAGUUGUUACGAGGACUGAAAUACGUGCAUUCAGCCAAUGCCCUGCAUCGUGAUCUUAAGCCCAGCAAUUUGCUUCUCAAUGCAAAAUUUGAUCUCAAAAUUGGAGACUUUGGAUUGGCAAGGACAACAUCUGAAACAGAUUUCAUGACUGAGUAUGUUGUCACUCGUUGGUACCGAGCACCAGAGUUGCUCCUUAAUUGUUCUGAGUACACUGCUGCAAUUGAUAUUUGGUCUGUUGGUUGCAUCCUCGGUGAAAUUACGACCAGAGAACCUUUGUUUCCUGGGAAAGAUUAUGUUCAUCAACUGAGGCUUAUUACUGAGUUAAUAGGUUCACCUGAUGACGCCAGCCUUGGUUUUCUCCGAAGUAAUAAUGCCCGAAGAUAUUUUAGACAGCUUCCAAAAUACAGAAAGCAGAAUUUCUCUGUUAGGUUUCCUAAUUUGUCUCCUGGGGCUGCUGAUCUGCUGGAAAAAAUGCUUGUUUUUGAUCCCAGCAAGCGCAUUACAGUUGAUGAGGCACUUUGUCACCCAUACUUGUCAUCCCUUCAUGAUAUCUAUGAUGAGCCUGUCUGUCCCAGGCCUUUUCAUUUUGAUUUUGAGCACCCAUCAUGUACUGAAGAGCACAUCAAGGAGCUCAUCUGGAGGGAAUCAUUGGAGUUCAAUCCAGAUCCUCCAGCACAUUAGGAGAAAAUGAAUAUGCUGUAGAAAUACAUUGGGAAUUGGGAUAAUUUCUCUCCCUUGAAUACACAAUUGUCCACCAACAUUUCCUGGGAGUACUUGAACUUGGCAUUCCACGACUAUGAAAGACAAAGUCGCCCAAUGUUCUAGAUACCUAUGCAUAUCUUCUUCAGGGAUUUGGAUGCUUUUAGUUUUAUGUUAAUACGUUAAGUGCAAAUCUCCUGUAAGUACUAGUAGUUGGGAGUUUUAAGAUAUGAGCUCAUCAAAGAUUGAGCAUAUUGUGUUCCUUAUGGAUCUAAUUUUCCAUAUCUAUGUAUCUAUAUAGAUAUAAUAAAGUUGGUCUCUAAUAAAUAUAACUUACUAAAAUUUUCUAAUAAAUUUAUCUAAACUAUUUAACUCUUUA
Molecule: messenger RNA, 1800 nt
Organism: Hevea brasiliensis (rubber tree)
Lineage: Eukaryota; Viridiplantae; Streptophyta; Magnoliopsida; Malpighiales; Euphorbiaceae
Product: mitogen-activated protein kinase homolog MMK2
Exons: 6
Coding region: 42-1403 (453 amino acids)
Biological process (GO): protein phosphorylation; intracellular signal transduction
Cellular component (GO): nucleus; cytoplasm
Molecular function (GO): protein serine/threonine kinase activity; ATP binding
Source: RefSeq, a predicted model, not a curated record